Messenger RNA from Carcharodon carcharias (great white shark), 1548 nucleotides. RefSeq names its product gastrula zinc finger protein XlCGF17.1-like. The record is from RefSeq and is a predicted model, not a curated record. Bases 1 to 1122 code for a protein of 373 amino acids. NCBI's taxonomy places the organism in Eukaryota, Metazoa, Chordata, Chondrichthyes, Lamniformes, Lamnidae. The transcript is spliced from 3 exons.
AUGCGCUUUCUUGCCUUGUAUUCUGCUCGUCGGAAACCAAAACACGGAGCAAAUUCCGCGAGUUUUCUUGUCAUUUCCAGCACGAGAUUUGUCACGAGACUAAAUGAGCGACACAUUAAUGGUGCCAAUCCUUCACUGGAGCUCACCGCGUCCAAAGAGCACUGUUAUCAUCAGCCUUGGGGAGAAACGUACACGUGUUCUGUGUGUGGACGAGGCUUCAGCCGAUCAUCUGGCCUGUCAGAACAUAAAUGCAGUUACAAUGGGGAGAAACCAUGGAAAUGUGGAGAUUGUGGAAAAGGAUUCAAUUACCCAUCUGACCUGGAAACACAUCUGAGCAGUCACACUGGGGAGAGACCGUUCACCUGCCCUGAGUGUGGGAAGGGAUUCACUACCUCCUCCCACCUGCUGACACACCAGCGAGUUCACACUGGGGAGAGGCCGUUCACCUGCCUUGACUGUGGGAAGGGAUUCAUUGAUUCAUCCAACCUGCGGAAUCACCUGGAAAUUAACACUAGCCAGAGGCUGUUCACCUGCUCCAAGUGUGGAAAGAAAUUCAUUCAGUCAUCCCACUUGCUGAAACAUCAGCGAACUCACAAUGGGGAGAGACCUUUUAAAUGUCCAGAUUGCGGGAAGUGUUAUAAAAGCUCCAGAGACCUGAUGUCCCAUCAGCGUGUUCACACUGACGAGAGACCUUUUAAAUGUCCAGACUGCAGGAAGUGUUAUAAAGGUUCUGGGGAAGUGAUGUUCCAUCAACGUGUUCACACUAAUGAGAGACCAUUCAGGUGUUCUCACUGUGGGGCUGGGUUCAGGCCAUCAUCUAAGCUCACUGUACACCAGCGAGUUCACACUGGGGAGAGGCCGUUCACCUGCUCCGAGUGUGGGAAAGGAUUCACUUUGUCAUCCACCCUGCUGAGGCACCAGCGAAUUCAUACCGGGGAGAGACCGUUCACCUGCUCCCAGUGUGGGAAGAGGUUCUCUAUGUUAUCCACCCUGCUGAGGCACCAGCGAAUUCAUACCGAGGAGAGACCGUUCAUCUGCCUCAAAUGUGGGAAGAGAUUCACUCAGUCAUCCCACCUGCUGACACACCAGCGAGUUCACAAGAGUGAUGAGAAGCGGAGUUGACAGAUUUCCAACCUGCAUGAGGAGAACCCACUGGAUUUCAAAUCCACCGUCUUAAUCACUCGGCCACAACUACUCGGGAAGGAUGAUAGAAUGGAUACGGAGUGUUACAGAGAAAAACGGUAUUCGGUCCAUCCAGUCUGUGCCCUUCCCCCACCCUUUCCUGGUCACCUGUAAUUUACUGUCUCUGUCUCUCCUCAUUCUCCCGACCAGAAUGAAACACUGCACAGCUCAGCUGCCCCUUGCCCACAUGAAGAACUUUCUGGAACAACCUAGCAGAGCAAACCACCCAAAACUUUAGCAGUGGUGGGAUUCAAACCCACAGCUCCAAAGAGACAAGAUCCUAAUUCCAGUACCACACACUGCUCAACCACAUGACCACAUUCACAUCUGGAACAUUCAAAAUGACUAAUAAAAUCACGAAAGAUG